Messenger RNA from Lontra canadensis (Northern American river otter), 1880 nucleotides. Its product is annotated as transmembrane protein 186-like. Gene Ontology annotation, cellular component: mitochondrion. The record is from RefSeq and is a predicted model, not a curated record. The transcript is spliced from 2 exons. Bases 14 to 937 code for a protein of 307 amino acids. Lineage: Eukaryota; Metazoa; Chordata; Mammalia; Carnivora; Mustelidae.
GCCGGACGCCGCCAUGUCGCCGGUUUCCAUCCACUCGGGAUGGGACUCGUUGGCAACCAGGAACUCGGCCCAGAACUUCCGGGUUCGCCCCCCCGCUCCCACCAGCCCCCGUACCGCAGGGCACGCUGGGGGAGGAGCAUUCCCUCCCACGGUACCUGGGAUUUGCGUCGGAUAUUCUUUCGGAACCACAAAUCCCAGGAUGCAAUGCGCCUGGACGGCGUCCUAUGACGGUCGAGCGCGCGCCGUCAGAGGUUCCGGGGGCAGAGGGGAUUCACUUCCGGUGGCAGGAAGCGAAGCCAUGGCCGCCAUCCUCCGAGCCGUGCCACGGUUGGCAGGCCCAGCUGCCUGGAGAAGGCCUGUGUGCGGGCUGUGGUGCCGCACCGGGCAGGAUCCUGGGAGGUGGAUGGGGAGCAGGACCCCCACCCCGAAGGAGAAGCCUGCAGGCACGGACGCGGAGCAGUUCCGGAUGGUCUACCGGUUCGAUGCUAUCCGAGUCUUCAAGUACCUGUCCCGGCUGAAGGUGACGCAGACGGCGCUGACGCUGCUGGCCCUGCCGCCUGGCUUCUACGGGUAUUCGCACGGCCUCGUGACUCUCAACAACUUGUGCCUGGCGGGUGGGGUAGCCGGCUUCGCCCUGGCCAUGCUUUUCUGGAUGAGCCACUUCUUCCGGAGGCUGGUGGGCAUCCUGUAUGUGAACGAGGCGGGCACUGUGCUGCGCGUAGCCCACCUGACCUUCUGGGGCCGGCGGCAGGACACGGACUGGCCCGUGGCCGAUGUGAUCCCCCUGACAGAGAGCGAGGACCGGCCCCAGGAGCUGUUCAUGCGCAUCCAGCAGUACGGCGGGAAGCAGACCUUCUACCUCAGCCUGCGCUACGGACGCGUCCUGGACAGAGAGCGUUUCACACAGGUGUUUGGGAUGCUGGACACCCUCAAGUGAGCUGGGAGCUGGGCCUCCGGGUGGCCCUGGGCCGCCCGGAUCUCCAGCAGGAAGGCCGAGGGUGUGGGUGAGGCCGCAGAGCGGGAUCAGGCCGCUGGAGACCUUGCCAGGGCCUCCCAGCUCUUGUCUUUUGGGAUGAGGAAAUUACGAGGCAGGAGCUAGUGACUGGGUUUAGGAGAGAGGUCCUUAGUACAAAUUCUUACUGUAUUUGCGUGCGACAUUCAGCCAGAUGAUGGCCAGAAGUUUCUGUUAACCGCCAGUUCUUGGAUGAAGCUAUGUCGGGUUCACUCAAGCGGUGCCGUGCUGAGAAAUCGGAAGGCGGGGAGGUGCGCGGGGGGGAGCCCAGGAUUUGGAGUGAGAACGCUCGGGCGCUGUCCCUUCUCAACUCCCGGUCCUGCAGCAGGUUAUCGAGUCUUGCUGAACCUUGGUUGUCGCAUCCGUGGAAGGGAAAAUCCUGCUUGUCACAUGGGAUGGGUGUGAGAAUAAACAGUAAAUGUCAAGGUCAGUGCAGAGGUCAGGGUGUGCUGCAAGGCUUCAGGGCAGUUGGGAGGGAGGUCCCAAGCCCUGUGUCUGGCCCCCUCAGGGGCUUACCCCGAGAAAGGACUGGGAAGAAGCCUAGAUAGAGGAGGGUCAUUUGACCCCGCCGGGAUGGUGACCGCACAGUGACCGGGACAGGUGUCGGCCCAGUGAGCACAGCACUUCUGCCAAGAUUGUGUUCGCCACCCAGACGCCUGAGGGCCCUCCCGUGGGAAUGCUCUGCGAUGUGAUAAAGUGAGAUGAACUGUAUUCUGGUACCUUAUUUUAUAAACCAAAGCUGACUAUAUGCACUGCCUUUCCCUGCAGUCAGUGCUGCAUGUCUGUUACACAGUCGGUAACAGUACAGAGGAGGGAAGGUGUGAUCUCUCUUAUUCUGCCUCUCAGAAGUCAGUAAAUUACAUGUUUC